Molecule: messenger RNA, 1235 nt
Organism: Chara braunii
Lineage: Eukaryota; Viridiplantae; Streptophyta; Charophyceae; Charales; Characeae
Source: the annotation of a GenBank genome assembly
GUUGACAGGCACAGACAUAGCAUCAGUCUAAUAGGGGGCUGCAAAAAUAAGGGCUGGGUUAAUAGAUAAGGGAUGUUCCUAAGCAGGGAAGGGCGAUUCUUGCAGCACCAUGGGAUGACGGAGCCCCAGGAUCAAUCAAACAACAAUCACAGCCCCGGGAAACAACAAAAACCAAUCUCUGUACCAAAAGAUGUAUCAAUGGGACGCUGGACCCCGUUUCCAGCAGGUGCCGCUCCCCACCAAUAGAUGGAGCAGCCCCACAGGCACCAUAGGAGGUGGUGCACUAGGUGGUCCAGGAGGAGGAGGAGGUCGCGGAGAAGAUGGAGGAGGUGAAGAAGAGGUGAAGGACGAGAAGAGGAGGACGAAGCGGCGGAGAACAUGGAGAGGAGGAGGAGGAGGAGGAGGAGGAGGAGGAGCAGGAGGACGAGGGGAAGGAGAAGAGGAAGAGGAGGAGAAGAGGAAGAGGAAGAGGGGGAGGCUAAUGAUGAGGAGGCAGACUAGGAGGAGAAGAAGGAGAGGAGGUAGAAGAAGGAGGAGAAGGAGCCGGAGGAAGAGGAGGCGGCGGAGGCGAAAGAGGGGGGCCGGAGUAGUAGGAGGGGAAGGCGAAGGAGGAGAAGAAGAGGAGGCGGAGAGGAUGUGGAGGAGAGGACGAGGAAGUGGACGAGAGGAAGAAGAGGAGAGGAAGAAGGGGAAGUGCAGGAGAGGAAGAGGAGGAGGAGUCGAAGAAGAGGAGCCGGAGAAUAUAAGAAAAGGAGCAAGAGGCGAACGAGUGGGAGAAGCAGAGGCGAAGCCGGAGGAGGCCGAGGAUGUAGCGAGGAGAUUGAGGCGAAGGACGAGAAGAAGAGGCGGAGGAGGACAGAAAGAGGCAGAGAAAGAGAAGAAGAGGUGGAGGACAAUAAGAAGACGCGGAGAACAAACAGAAAGAGGCAGAGGACGAGAAGAAGAGGAAGAAGAGGAGGAGGCGAAGGGGGAUGAGAAGAGGAGGAGGAGGAGGAGGAGAAGAGGACCGGAAGGAGGGGAAGGAGGGGGGAGGCGGAGGAAGAGAAGAAAAGGAGCAGGCGAAGGAGGCGGUGGCGGUGGAGGAGGAGGAGGAGAACAAGACGAAGAGAAGAAGAAUUAGGAGGAGGAGAAGGAGGCGAAGGAGGAAAAGGAGGGGGCGCAGAAGGAAGAACAAGGAGAGGAGGACGGGUACUAGACGGAGGUGGAAGAAAGAAAAAUAAAGGACACGAAAAGAG